AUGGCCGGUGGUGCUGUCGCCAUGGUCAACAACGGCGGUCCUCGCGUGGAGGCGCCUGUUACCUUCAAGGCAUACCUCAUGUGUGCCUUUGCGGCCUUUGGUGGUAUCUUCUUCGGAUACGACUCUGGCUACAUCAACGGCGUCACGUCGAUGAAGUACUUCAUUGAAACCUUCCAGCACCUGAAUCCCGACGACGCCAACUUUGCUAUCCCCGCGUCGCGCAAGUCCCUGAUCGUCUCCAUCCUGUCUGCGGGAACUUUCUUCGGUGCUCUGAUCGCUGGUGACCUGGCUGACUGGUUCGGUCGCCGCACCACUAUCAUCGCUGGCUGCGUUGUUUUCAUCAUCGGUGUUAUCCUUCAGACUGCCUCCUCCAGCGUGGGUCUUCUUGUUCCUGGUCGUCUGAUCGCUGGUUUCGGUAUGGGUUUUGUCUCUGCCAUCAUCAUCCUGUACAUGUCGGAGAUUGCCCCCCGCAAGAUUCGUGGUGCCCUCGUGUCUGGCUACCAGUUUUGUGUCACCAUCGGUCUGAUGCUGGCGUCCUGCGUCGACUAUGGCACUCAGAACUACAACACCUCGGCCUCGUACCGUAUCCCGAUUGCCCUGCAGAUGCUCUGGGCCCUGAUCCUGGGCGUUGGUCUGCUCUUCCUCCCCGAGUCUCCUCGUUACUUCAUCCGCAAGGGUCGCAAGGAGCAGGCUCGUGCCGUCCUCGCCCGUGUCCGUGGGCAGCCUGAGGACUCGCACUUUGUCGAGGAGGAGCUCACCGAGAUUGAAGCCAACCACCUGUAUGAGCUUCAGUCAAUCCCCGAUGGUGGUUACUUCACUAGCUGGAUGAACUGCUUCCGUGGCAAUAUCUUCCACCCCAACAGCAACGUUCGUCGCACCGUGCUGGGUACCUCGCUCCAGAUGAUGCAGCAGUGGACUGGUGUCAACUUCAUCUUCUAUUUCGGAACUGGCUUCUUCACCACGCUUUUCGAGAAGGAACACGGUGCCGUCACGAACCCGUUCCUGCUGAGCAUGAUCACCACCAUCGUCAAUGUCCUUUCCACUCCCUUGUCCUUCUAUGCAAUGGAGAGGGUUGGUCGUCGUCCUCUGCUGCUGUGGGGUGCUCUGGGCAUGGUCAUCUGCCAGUUCAUCGUCGCCAUCCUUGGUGUUACUGAUGGUAACAACCCCCAGGCUCUUUCGGCCAUGGUUGCAUUCAUCUGCAUCUACAUCUUCUUCUUUGCCACCACUUGGGGCCCCGGUGCCUGGGUCGUCAUCGGCGAGAUCUACCCUCUGCCCAUUCGCUCCCGUGGUGUUGCCCUGUCCACCGCCUCCAACUGGCUCUGGAACUGCAUCAUCGCUGUCAUCACCCCAUACAUGGUCGAUUCCGACAAGGGCAACCUCGGUUCCAAGGUCUUCUUCAUCUGGGGUUCGCUUUGCGCCUGCUGCUUCGUCUACGCCUACUUCCUCAUUCCCGAGACCAAGGGCCUGACCCUCGAGCAAGUUGACAAGAUGAUGGAAGAGACGACUCCGCGCACCUCCGCCAAGUGGACUCCCCACUCCACCUUCGCCGCUGAGAUGGGUCUGGAUGAGGACAAGCGUGCCAUGGCUCCUCAGAUCUCUGAGCAGGAGGUUUAG
Molecule: messenger RNA, 1614 nt
Organism: Penicillium riverlandense
Lineage: Eukaryota; Fungi; Ascomycota; Eurotiomycetes; Eurotiales; Aspergillaceae
Product: sugar porter family MFS transporter
Exons: 4
Coding region: 1-1614 (537 amino acids)
Biological process (GO): carbohydrate transport; transmembrane transport
Cellular component (GO): membrane
Molecular function (GO): carbohydrate:proton symporter activity
Source: RefSeq, a predicted model, not a curated record